Molecule: messenger RNA, 2082 nt
Organism: Talaromyces stipitatus ATCC 10500
Lineage: Eukaryota; Fungi; Ascomycota; Eurotiomycetes; Eurotiales; Trichocomaceae
Product: hyaluronan synthase, putative
Exons: 4
Coding region: 184-1977 (597 amino acids)
Biological process (GO): extracellular matrix assembly; hyaluronan biosynthetic process
Molecular function (GO): hyaluronan synthase activity
Source: RefSeq, a predicted model, not a curated record
GUACACGGAGGAUGUAUAAUUACUUUCGGAUUUCCAAUACGUAGAAGUACGUUCUCAGCAGAACUUCAGUCACUCGUUUCCUCGACGCUGUCGAGAGUCCAUUCGUUUAUAUAUCAUAGCAAAAGAUCAAAAGGAACAUAUUCCCGAUAACCUGAGUAGCCUUGUAGGUGAUCGACACCUACAAUGAUACUAGCAGACGAUACCCAGUCCCGGCUACCUUCAUUUCAUUGCCGGGGUCCUUAUGUUUCUCAGAUCCGACAGUUUUUGAAUUUCCUUGGUUGUCUGUUUAUCAUUCCUGUGUACUAUUUUAUCACGGGAUGUACCAAAUUUCCCUUGACACUUGAUCUUAUGAUCAGUAUCUUCGUGGCCGAGUAUAACAGAUGGGCAAAUGAAAACCGAAGAUCGAGGCUGUAUGAGACGCCUCCUUCAACACCCACCGGAGAUGUCGAGAAAGCACUCUUGAGUUUGCCAAAUACUCCUCCUGGCGAGGUGACUAGAUGUAUGGCUGCCAUUGUUGGUUAUCGUGAAGAUCCUGAUCUGUUUUACCGUGCUUUGGAAAGCUAUAAAGCAACAGAUGGCCUCGAAUUCACCUUGGUGGGAGUCGAUGGAGACCAGGCUGCCGACAUGGAUAUGGUUCGUGUCUUUCAGAUGGUCUAUCCAGAGGACUCUGCAGUAAUCCACCUAAAUGAACCGCUAGGUGAGAUUGCCAUGCGAACAUACAACAAACUUGUCGACCCGGAUAUGUCCUCCAAAGAAGACAUCGAAUAUUGUAACGAACUCACCAUCGCACAUUGCUGUCAACUUGCUCGAGAAAUCUUGCGUGAGCACAAUAUCAGAUUUGACAAGACUCAGCCCGGUGGCGGAAUAAGUAAACUUUGCAUCUACGAACCACACAUGCACAAAAAGGCAAUCAUGUUUACCUCGUUCAUUUUCUCAAUUGUUAUCGCCGAAGCUCUUGACAUAGAGUUCAUGUGGUCCUCGGACUCCGACACCAUUGUACUCCCUGAUUCAUUACAAAAGACCAUCGCAACUGUCGCGGGAGAUGAAAAUGCCGGAGGAGCCAGUUCCGGUUUGAUUGUUCAUAACGAGCACGAUACUUUGUGGACCAAACUCGGUAGUGCAGUCUACUGGUGCGAGUUGUACUUGACAAGAUCGACGUCAGCGUCAUCAGGGACGAGUGAUUGCCAGAGCGGUCCGAGUACUGUGUUCAGGAUAUCUGCAUUGCCUGGGAUACUGUACUGCUGGUAUACGCAAAAGGUGAUGGGCAAACGCAUGAUUGUGAACGAGGACCGCCAUCUGACGACCAACCUUCUGCUCCGUGGAUGGACUGUCACCUAUGUUUCGGAUACUUUGACUGCAACUGAUACACCAACUACUUUGAGUCGAUGGCUUCUUCAGCAGGUCCGCUGGGGUCGAGCAACCCAUAUAGAAACCUUUCAACAGCCCAAAGUCUAUCUUUUGAAUCACCCGGUAUUCUUUUGGGCCGCCAUGAAACGAGAAGUUGGUCCUUUAAUCGUGUUCUUUUCAAUUCUUUACUAUCUGAUUACCGGUCAUGCCUUUGUUUACUUUUGCUGGUGGGACCUGUUCUUCCGUGCAGGCUAUACCAUUCUUUACAACUGGCUACGCAAUCCUGAUCGUGGUCCAACCAACGGAUGGGCAUGGAUCGUACCUGCUCUGUUUUUCUACAAUCUACCUCUUCCAGCUAUUCAGGUGUGGAGUAUGGCCACUGUGCUCGAAGGUGGAUGGGGUACUACUAUGCGCUCGAACGGCGAGAUGUCGAAGCAAAACCAAAGCCAGCUAUGGAAACGAUGGCAUGAUCUUGGGUUUUUCGUCUUGUGGAUGGGCGUGCUAGGGGGUACGUCUACAAGAAUCGCCGGAAGUCUACUUGCUUGGAGCGAUGUUAUGAUUUUUAGAUUCAUUUGGGUGGGAUUAUUAUUCCCAUCAGCUGUUACGUUCUACGGAUUAAUCCUGAAGUGAUCGAUCCAGUUGCAUUAAACUAAUAGAUUUAGUUCAUCCUGAUGUCAUUUCACGAUUUAUAGUUACCCAACCAAGAUAAUUUUGAACGUACAAACCAAUCUUAUA